This is a messenger RNA of Caenorhabditis briggsae, 1329 nucleotides long. The transcript is spliced from 8 exons. The record is from RefSeq and is a predicted model, not a curated record. Lineage: Eukaryota; Metazoa; Nematoda; Chromadorea; Rhabditida; Rhabditidae. Gene Ontology annotation, molecular function: iron-sulfur cluster binding; oxidoreductase activity. Gene Ontology annotation, biological process: tricarboxylic acid cycle; aerobic respiration; respiratory electron transport chain. Gene Ontology annotation, cellular component: mitochondrial membrane. Bases 1 to 1329 code for a protein of 442 amino acids.
AUGACGCAGAACGUCUUGAUUCUACCCAUCAUCGCUAUUCUUUCGCUGACUGUGAAUGCGGAUUCCGGUGCCGCGAGGUCCAGAUGUUGGACAUCCGGAAACGGUCGACCGGCUCAAUGGUGGUCCGAGGGCGCGGAGAUUACACGUGGCAAAUUUUUCUACGAAUGCCGACGGGGACAACUGGAGCCACUGGGAUGUCUGAGCAAUGUGGAGCAAAAAGUUCGAAUUGGGUCCACAUUCCAACAAGACGGAUAUGAGUUUACCUGUCAGCUGGGAAGCGACGGUUACAUUGAAUUCGGCUACAGCGCAUGUGUUGGACAAGAUGGACGUACUUAUCAGAAGGGAGAAACUUGGACGGAUGCCAAGAACACCUACUACUACCGCUGCCGUGACGACGGACGCGUCGUGAAGACGACCAUCGAGGGAUGCAUCGCGCACGACAAACAACGCAGAGUUCCACUCGGCGAAACCGACGAUUUCAACGGAUACACAUACAAAUGCCAACAAAAAACUUCUGGAGUCGUCCAAAUGUGCAGUGUCGGAUGUAUUCAUAACGGACAAAAGUACACCAUCGGACAACAGUACAAGGACGGAGACUACGUAUUCUAUUGCAAACUUCAAGGCGGAAAGUGCACGAAACAAUGUAUUGGAUGUGUUGACGCCAACGGACAAAACAUCUACGAUGGACAGCGAUACAAGAGAGAUGAGACCACUUAUCAGUGCGAGGACGGCCUCUACGAGUGCAUCCUGUGCGCGUGCUGCUCCACCUCUUGCCCAUCCUACUGGUGGAACGCCGACAAGUACCUCGGACCCGCCGUCCUCAUGCAGGCCUACCGUUGGGUCAUCGACUCGAGAGACGACUAUGCACAGGAACGUCUUCACCGCAUGCACGACUCGUUCUCGGCGUUCAAGUGUCAUACCAUCAUGAAUUGCACCAAGACUUGUCCAAAAAUCCGCCCGGGCAAGCGAUCCCACCGCGCCGUCGGCUGCAACAUUGUCGAAAACGGCCGCGACAUCAACAAAGUGAUCGGAUGCCGUUGGUACGAGCAGAACCCCGAUUGGAAGAUCGAGAAGACGUGCGAAACCGACGGACCGAACAAGACAAAGGUGACAACCGUGGGAUGCAUUUACAAGUACAAGGGAUUCGACCGUAUCUUCUUGGAGCCAGGAAAGUACACCAUCUGGAACCUUCCAAAGCAAAAGGACGCUUCCGUUGGGCUCGCUUGCCGAAAAACUUCUGAUGGCGCCGAAUUGCUCAUCUUUGACGUUGCUCAGCUCGAGAGAAGUACCGCUGGGUUGAGCUACGAUUUGCCACGUGGAAAGAAGUAG